Rhinichthys klamathensis goyatoka is the source of this 2044-nucleotide messenger RNA. It is a transcript of the gene nr2f6b, whose product is annotated as nuclear receptor subfamily 2, group F, member 6b. Gene Ontology annotation, molecular function: RNA polymerase II cis-regulatory region sequence-specific DNA binding; nuclear receptor activity; zinc ion binding. The transcript is spliced from 6 exons. Gene Ontology annotation, biological process: anatomical structure development; negative regulation of transcription by RNA polymerase II; cell differentiation. The coding region runs from base 516 to 1751 and encodes 411 amino acids. The record is from RefSeq and is a predicted model, not a curated record. NCBI's taxonomy places the organism in Eukaryota, Metazoa, Chordata, Actinopteri, Cypriniformes, Leuciscidae.
AGACACACGCUCGCUCAACCGCCACUACUCAGAGAGAGAGAGAGAGAGAGAGAGAGAGAGAGAGAGAGAACAGUGCAAGGUUUGUUGGCCAGUCACCACAGACGCUCGGGUCAGCUGUCUCUCCUGACUGUUGGAUCUCAUGAUUUACUGAUGAAUGGAGAAAAGCAGGGGAUGGGAAGUGGCAGACGGCUAAAAGAGCUUCGGAUCAGUUCCUGGAAAUGCUGAGGCCCCGUAGACCAUACGGCUGGACGAACCGGCACUGACGAAACAAGGGCGAGGUAAGCUGUCCAACUCUGACCUGCUCAUUGAAUCAAAGGGAUCUUGAGAUCUUCAGAGGUUUUGUGGUUAGAGGACAUGAAGAAAAGCAACAGGGAUGAGGGCUCCCCUCUCAGGAUUUUGAUAUGACAUUUGGCGGCAAUAACAUGUCAGCCUGCUUAAAGGGAUUCGCUCCGGGGCGGCUCUGAAUUCUCGACGCGGGAAGGUUUCUCAAGCAGCUCCUGCUGGUGUACACAGAGAUGGCCAUGGUGAGCGGGGGAUGGGCCAACCCCAACGGCAGCGCUAAUGGACUCGCUGAGAAAGGUUACCUGCGGGGGGAGGAGGAGGGGAGCUCGCCCCGGGCAGGGACCAGCGACGUGGAAGGCGGUGAGGAGGACAAGGCCUGCGUGGUGGACUGCGGUGUGUGUGGAGACAAAUCCAGCGGCAAGCACUAUGGCGUUUUCACCUGCGAAGGGUGCAAGAGUUUCUUUAAAAGGAGCAUCAGACGGAACCUCAACUACACUUGCAGGUCAAACAGAGAGUGUCAGAUUGAUCAGCACCACCGUAAUCAGUGUCAGUAUUGCCGUCUGAAGAAGUGCUUCCGGGUCGGUAUGAGGAAAGAAGGUCAGCAAACCAGUAAUAUGUCGGUCCAGCGUGGUCGAAUUCCUCCCUCACACGCAGGCAUCAGCCCAGCCUCCAUGGUUGGAGCAGGCGGUGAUGUUGGAGGAGGUCCGGGCAUGGGUGCUGAUUUCUAUAAUGGUCAGCCAGUGUCUGAACUCAUCUCUCAGCUGCUGAGAGCAGAGCCGUACCCCAACAGCCGCUACGGAGCCCAGUGCGGCCAGCAGCUCACAGGAGCCAACAGCUCCAUCAUGGGCAUUGACAAUAUAUGUGAGCUGGCAGCCCGACUGCUCUUCAGUACCAUAGAGUGGGCCCGGAAUAUUCCGUACUUUCCUGACCUGCCCGUGUCGGAGCAGGUGGCCCUUCUGAGGCUCAGCUGGAGUGAACUGUUCAUCCUGAAUGCAGCUCAAUCGGCUCUGCCCCUGCACACGGCCCCCCUACUAGCAGCUGCUGGUUUUCACUCCUCCCCCAUGCCCGCUGACCGCGUCGUGUCCUUCAUGGACCAGGUGCGGGUCUUCCAGGACCAGGUGGACAAACUGGCUCGACUGCAGGUGGAUUCUGCUGAAUACAGCUGUCUGAAAGCCAUCGCUCUUUUCUCACCAGACGCAUGUGGGCUGUCAGAUCCGGCGCACGUCGAGAGCUUGCAGGAGAAAGCACAGGUGGCCCUGACAGAGUACGAGCGCAUACAGUAUCCGGGUCAGCCCCAACGCUUCGGCCGACUCCUGCUGCGACUGCCUGCACUGAGAGCCGUUCCCGCCAACCUCAUCUCUCAACUCUUCUUCAUGCGGCUGGUAGGCAAGACGCCAAUCGAGACGCUUAUCCGGGACAUGCAGCUCUCUGGAAGCUCUAUCAGCUGGCCGUACGCACCUGGACAGUAGAUGAACAAUCAGAGAACUUGUUCCCAUGUCCCAUCUCAGGCUGCUCCCAUGAUUCCACAGUAACUGUGUGGAUAGAUGUUGUGUUGCUGGUUUUGUAUAUAGUGUAUGCCUAAAAGUGGAUGACAAAUAUGUUCCUAUGCAGUUAAAUUGAGCCAUUCAGUACCAGGAUACCUCAUGUUUCACAUCAUGAGCAUCAACAAAUUCUGUCAAAAACAUUUGACAAGAUGAAUGAUAAACAAAGGGCUGAUUAUGAAGAAGUCCGCUGAUAUGUGACACAGAUCCUGAGUUUUAAA